AUGAAUUCGAUGAACAUCGCUGGGAUGGCCGGGAUGAAUCCCAUGCCUGGUGGUCCUGUCGGGGGAGUCCCCAUGAUGAAUAGUGGCUCAGCUGCUCCCCGCAAUGAACCGCCGUCUUCUCAAGAUCACCUAUAUAUCCAACUGAACACCUGUAUCUACGAUUACUUCUUGAAGCGAGGCCAGUUCGAAGUGGCAAGAAUGCUUCUGUCCGACGACAGCAUCAAACUAGAUACUGAUCUCGAACCAAAAACCAGUCCCAACCAUAUGAACGGUGUCGACGGAGACACGUCGAUGACCGAUGGGAAAGACGAAAAAAUCAAAAUCCCUGACGAAUUCCCCCGCCCCCGUGUCCCAAUGGAUAGCGGAAACUCUUUCUUAUUCGAAUGGUUUAGCCUGUUUUGGGAUAUUUUUGCUGCACAACGUAAAAGAGGCUCGUCGAAUCCAAUGGCCCAGCAAUUUGUUCAACACACCCAGAAUCUGAUGCGCUUGCGAGAACAAGCUAACCAACAGUUUUUACGUCAACCUCAGAUAAUGAUGCAGAAUCAAAUGGCUAACCUUCGCCGCAAUGGAAUGCAACCAGUCAACCUGCAGAAGGCUGCCUUGCAGAACAAUACUUCGACUGGAGGAAUGACCCCCCAACAAAUGGCCCAAUUCCAGAACAAGCAGAUGCAGAUGCAACGCGAGCAGUCGGAUAUGGACAUGAAUGGCCACCGGCCUCAGUCACCAUCGUCGGCCGAAAAUGCUCCCUCGCCUUCGAAACGACCUCGACUCGAUGGCGCUCAAGCGGUAGCCCAGCAAAUGACACCAAAUGGUCGGGGACAGGGUCAAAUGCCGGGUCAAUUGAAUCCGCAGGCAAUGUUGAUGCAGAAUGGGAUCAACCCAAGAGGAAUGAAUCCUGCGCAGUUCCAAGCCUUCCAGCAGUCAGGUCAAGCUGCGCAGCAAAAAUCCAUCCAGGUAUAUGCUCAGAAUCUGGCUCUUCAUCACUCGCACUCAGCAAUGAAUAAUCAGGGUAUCCCGAACGGCUUGAUGAACACCGGCCUUAUGCCGAACCAAAACGACAUGUUAUCGCAGAUGCCUGAUGGCCAGAGCCUUCAGAUGAUGAACGCUCAACUUUAUAACGGUGAGAUGGGCGGCGUUCGAGCCGGAAUGGCGAAUGCCGCCGGUCAAAGCGGCAAUCACGCCCUUCAAGAUUAUCAAAUGCAGUUAAUGCUACUUGAGCAGCAAAACAAAAGACGCUUGAUGAUGGCGCGCCAGGAACAGGAUAGCAUGGCUCGCCCCGAUGGUCAGCCCAUGCCUGGCCAGCCCGGUCUACCUCCUGGUACCUCGCCACAGGGUAGUAGAGCGGGAACAUCUCCAAACCCAAGCGAGCAAAUCAAGCGAGGAACUCCGAAGAUUCCUCAGUCAGGCCUUCCAGGCUCACCCAAUGCUGGCGAUUUACAGGGCCGUGGCUCUCCAGCGUCCAUGAAUUUCAACGGCGGUCAAAUCCCUCCGGAUAUGAAUAAUGCAUUCUUCAUGAAGCCUGAUGGCAUGGUUGGUGGCCCUAAUGGUAUGCGGCCGCCUACGUCUAACCAAGGAUUCAAUCCUCAGAUGGGCCAGGCUAUGCAACCAGGGCCUAAUCACCGCAUGCCCGGUGGUAACUGGCAAGCAGCCCAGGGUCCUCAAGGCCAACAGAUGAUGCCUCAGCAAUCGCCAGCUACUCAACCGGCUCCUACUCCGCAAGAGCGUAAUGCAAUGCCACCACCCUCUGCUCCCCCUGCUGGUGGCAAGCCUGCUUCUCCCUCACAGGCACCGCCGACUCCACAGCAGUCGAACAAGGCCGCGCCGAAGAAAAAGGACACUGAGAAGAACAGAAAGCGUCCUCCAAAGAAGGCCGCCGCCGCCGCGGCGAACGCAGCAGCUGCCACUCCCUCAUCCGAGGCUGAGCCUCCCCCGACUCCUACCCCCUCUACACCUAUUACUCCACAGCAUCCUAAUUCCUUCAAUAAAAAUGUGCCGAAUGUUACAACGACCACCCAGCAACAGCCCACUUCAGCUCCUGCACCUCCAAUGGUUCCACAGCAACCAGAUCCCAACCCCGGAUUUGGUGACCUCAUGCCAGAUCCAUCUGGGUUCAAUCUUGAUUUCAGUGCUCUUGAAAAUCCCGAAAUUCUGGAGAAUUUCGAUUUUGACUCAUUCCUAAACACUGAUGGCGACACGGCCGGCUUCGGAUUCGACCCGAGCAUCAGCUACUCUGCAGACGGCGUAGAGACAGGCACCGAUGGCUUGUGA
Talaromyces proteolyticus is the source of this 2268-nucleotide messenger RNA. RefSeq lists its product as uncharacterized. Gene Ontology annotation, cellular component: nucleus. The record is from RefSeq and is a predicted model, not a curated record. Lineage: Eukaryota; Fungi; Ascomycota; Eurotiomycetes; Eurotiales; Trichocomaceae. The transcript is spliced from 5 exons. The coding region runs from base 1 to 2268 and encodes 755 amino acids.